This is a messenger RNA of Aethina tumida (small hive beetle), 842 nucleotides long. RefSeq lists its product as uncharacterized. The record is from RefSeq and is a predicted model, not a curated record. The coding region runs from base 105 to 719 and encodes 204 amino acids. The transcript is spliced from 3 exons. NCBI's taxonomy places the organism in Eukaryota, Metazoa, Arthropoda, Insecta, Coleoptera, Nitidulidae.
AUCCCGUUUUAUUUUCAUUCAAAAAAUGUCAAAUUUGGUGUGUAAAUUUUUUGUGUAACUUAUUUUUACGAUGAGACCGUGAAGGAAUCAACGACGUUUCGGAAAUGGCGUCCUUAUUUCAGCCGAGACCCUCCUACAUCUUACUAGCUGGAACUGGACUCUACGGAAUGUUCACCACCAAAGAGUUCCCGCUCGAUUAUCCCUUUUACUGUUUCGGUAUAAUCACGGCGAACAACUUGGUUUCCCUCAUCAGCGACUUACACGAGCCACACAAAGCAGCCGUGCCGGACUACUUAGAACCAGUGGCCGACAGAAAGCCGACCGACCUGGAAGUACUGGCGAGUGUGACGCAGGGACUGCAAAAACUGAUAACCUUGCCGCUAAUAACCACCAGCAUAUUGCUGAACUACAACUACGACACGAAGAUAAUCUACAUAAACCUAAUCGCUUGUCUUGUGCCAAUCUACGUCAGAUUCAGACAGAAGCGUACCCAUCGCAUCGAGACGACGCUCAUCCUCUUCAACGUGGGCUUGCUGAGCGAGAUAUCGAAGGAUUACGACAACGUCUACGGAUUUUUGGCGGCCCUGGUUUUCGCCGCCAAACAUUUCAUGUCGCACACGAAUCCGCUGUGGUGCGACUGCCAGUACUACACGGGCAUCCAAAACAUGUUCAUGUGCGCCUUCGUGGUUUUAUCUUUGAAGGCGCUAGCCAGUAAAUGAGGCGAAUUUAUAAAAUUUUAAUGUCCACCGUAACAUUGGAGACCAAAAAGUUGUUCGUUGUUCGAGGGAAUGUGCAAAGUGACUGUUCAAAUAUCAUAAAAUAAAUUAGUAAUAUGAUAAACA